ACAAGCAUCAACGUGGCUCAGCAAAACCCCACGCGCACUCCAACUCCGCCCGGUGCCUACCGUAUCACCGACAACAACUUCCGUGUCCUUACCGAGCGAGGACCAGCAACCCUUUACUUCACACCAGGCACUACCGAAGGCACCUACGAUCGUGAUAGCGGAGGCAACUCCAGACGUUGGGCACGCCAAGAAAUCAUAUACUCGCAGCAUCAUCCGUAUCCCCCACCAAUGUCUUCGCAGGAAUACCAAGCUUUGGUCGCUCUGAUGACCCAGCUAGCCACUCAGGUCACGGCCCUGGGCAACACCGUCAACAACCUCGUCACCGUAUCACAGCAGCAGGUUAACGCUCAGGCCGGCACCGUUACGCUGGAGGCCAACAUCGAGAAACCGGCCAAGUUCAAAGGAGAUGGAAGCAUCGCGCAGAAUGCUAGUGGCGCCCGGGCAUUCAUCGCCGCCUUUACCAACUUCGCUGCCAACAAUGUCAAGCUCUCACCCGGAGGCACGCCCAAGCAGAGCGCGUGGAUUCAAUCCUUCCUUUCGUUCAUGGACGGACCGGCGCGCGAAUGGGCCGUACCUUAUCUGGAGGCCAUCGCCGAUAAGAAAGAUCCGUGGGCGUCAUGGGACGAAUGCAAGAAGGCGUUCAGCACGCGCUUUAGCGUCAUCGCCUCGGACGAAACGGCCCGUGAUCGCAUCGAUAAGCUCCAGCAAGGCAACCGGUCCCUGCCCGACUUCGCAGCAGAGUUUGCCGCAGUAGGCGCGCUCACCGGCUACAACGACGCGGACCUCAUGCGCCGUUUCCGCAAGGGGCUCAAGCCUAGCUUCAGCGAGAAGCUCGCCAUCCGUGGAGGGAAGUACACCAAGCUUAGCGAGCUCAUCGACGCGGCUAGCCAGCUCUACAACGACCUCUAUGAGGAAGACCGCCGGCAUAAGAACAGUACCGGCUCCAGUUCUCAAAGCGCGGACUACGGCGAGGCCAUGGACAUAGACGCACUGCGCCAAGGCUCGAAGAAGAACCGCUUCGACUUCCUCAAGUGGAUGAAGGGUCGGUGCUUCGGUUGUGGGUCCCAGGACCACAACAAGUCGGACUGCACUCGGGUCCGGAGCGGCGCGGCCUGUGGAUACUGCGGGCGGAUCGGGCACUUCCAGGACGUCUGCCAAGACAAGUACCUCGGUCUUGAUCGGGGGCGUGGGCUGCGUUCUAGCCCGGGCCGCUCGAAUGAUAACUCGGACCGGAACAUCCGUGGCGCGUCCCAGGAAGAGGACAAAGCCGAGCAGCUGGCUGCCAAGCUCGACAAGAUCCAGCUGCAGCUCAAAGAGCUCAACGCGGCCAAGGCGGAGGUAGAGGAAGGGUUGAAGGAUUUUCUGUAA
Molecule: messenger RNA, 1368 nt
Organism: Peniophora sp. CBMAI 1063
Lineage: Eukaryota; Fungi; Basidiomycota; Agaricomycetes; Russulales; Peniophoraceae
Source: the annotation of a GenBank genome assembly